Molecule: messenger RNA, 2205 nt
Organism: Anisakis simplex (herring worm)
Lineage: Eukaryota; Metazoa; Nematoda; Chromadorea; Rhabditida; Anisakidae
Source: the annotation of a GenBank genome assembly
AUGGUGUUUCAAAGAUGUGAACACAUAUUGAAUGCAUUACAAGCGGCUGAUAUUGAUGCCGAAUUAAUUUCUGGAAACAUGGAACAAACCGAACGAAAUCGGAUUAUGAGACGUCUCAAAAAUUUUCAACUAAAAAUUCUAGUCUCAACAGAUCUGACGGCACGCGGUAUUGAUGCAGAAAAUGUGAAUUGUGUUUUGAAUUUCGGUGCUCCAUUGAGUUCAGAAACUUAUUUGCAUCGAAUUGGACGUGCUGGCAGAUUUGGUGGAUAUGGUAUAGCGAUAACACUGUUAACGUGUGGCAAAGAAGUGAAGCGUUUCAUGAACUUAAUGGAAACAGCGCAUUUGAAAGUGAAAUUAUUGCAUCUAACACAGCAGUAUCCACGCGAUCUUUGUAAUAAUCAAACAUUUUAUGAUUCAUCGUCGUUUUUUAAGCCAGCUAAGAAAAGUGCUGAAGAGGAAACAACGGCGGACAAUGGAACGGAUGUGAAUUCAGCAAAAGAACGAUCGUUGCUGAAUGAUGAAAUUAUCAGUAUGUCCCAACAAGAAGAAGUCAUUUCGAAAUCGGCUUUAAUCUAUUCAGCCAGAAAACUGGAUUGUGAUCCGAAUGAAUUGAGUGAGCAUGGAACACUUUCAGAUGAAAUGUUGCAGAGGGUCCGAAAUUUGGAAAAAAUUCGACAGCAAAAAGCAUUGAAAUUGAACCACGAAGAAGAAGAGUCUCACUCAUAUAACGACGAUCCAAUAGAAUCGGCCACAUCGAACGGAGGAUCAUUUUUGAUCAACACCUGUCCGAACUCCAUCAAAGUUGAGAUGGAAUCUGAAAAACAUGGAUUUGUAAACGGUGAAACAAUUCUGAAAAACGCUAUGAAAUCAUUGAAAAUUGAUAGUGAGGAAACGACAGAAGCAACUCAUUCAAGUUUGAUGGUAUCGAGUGAUUACUCGCGAAACGACCACUGUUCUCCUGGUCAGCAAUCGUCCGCUGCUAUCAAUCCCAUUUUGUCAGUUGUCAGUUCAUCAACCGAGGCACAAGAAUCAGCCGCUGUACGACAACAGCUAGCUGACGAUGGUUUGUCAGGAUCACUGUUAAAUCGACCGAAGUCGAGAUUUAAACGACUUACGAGCUCACGAGCAAAACAACGACAGAUCAUCACAUAUCUGCGUGGUGAACUUUUGAAGAUACGAAACGCUCGAACUGAUAGUGAAUGGUGGAAUUAUGUUUCCGCAAAAUAUGCGUCAUCGAUUCCUCGUGAAAUUUUUGUCGGAAACAAUCAGCAAGUGGUCAGCGUUGUUCAUGCAACACCAUCGACGUCAUUCACUGAAAGUAGUUCAUCGUUGUUGGUUCAGUUUGAGAAAAACAGAGAGAAGGUGAGUCGUCCGAUCUCGACGACUCCAUCAGAAAGGACUGUUUAUCGUCGAGAUGAAAUGCUGAAAAUUCGUAAAAGUCGAUGUGCACAAGAGUGGUCGCUGUGGGCCACACAAAAAUGGAAUACGAAAGAAGAGCCAUUUCAAAUGGACAGAGAAUUACGAGUGCCAUUUGCAGAAAGACUUCGAAUCAGCCGGGAACGAGAGAAGAAGACUCGUAAUGCAUUACGCGCAAAAGAAGAGCACAAAAAAGUGAAACGUACAGAUUUGUUGUAUUCAAGUGCACGAUAUCCAGUUUGUGUUGAAAUGCCGACGACAUUUGAUGAGUACGUUGUUGAUUUUUACAAAUGUGUGAACGAAUUCGAGCAAAAAGAAGUGCAGAAUAAACGCACUGGACCAGUGGUGAGACCGUUAAGAAAGCCACAACAGUACAAUGAAGCAGUCCAUAAUGCAUCAGUGUAUUUGAAAAAUUUGAAGUCUUCAUUUUGGUCUGAGUGGAAUUUGAAAAUGGACAAUAUUAGAGAUCAGUCAACGUCAACAGAAGAAGAUCUGUUGUUGGGAUCGAGAAGAGACACUGUCGUGCAAACAGAUGGUGAAUUCGUUGAAACGACAGCAAAACAGAAUGCAGAUGUUUCGCAUCCUGUGCCAGGCGUAUGUGAUAAAAUGGAUAAGGGGAGUGUUGAUCAUGCUGAGAAUAAUUUUUUCACGACGUCUGAAACGGACCAAAACGUUGAAUGCACCAAAGAGCAGUGUGAUGACGAACAUUUGAAAUUAAUCAACUGCUAUUAUUAUUAUAUGAAUUAUUACACGGAGAGAUAUUUUAAUCAGAGAAAAAAGACGGACUAA